AUGCUCAGCAUGGCUCUUCAGGUGCUCAUUGAAAAGGCAGUGAGCCAGUGCUGGCGCGCCCAGAGGAAGGCGGACCCUCGGGCCGGGGCUCGGCCCCCCGUGCCCACAGGGCGCCCAGAGGAAGGCGGACCCUCGGGCCGGGGCUCGGCCCCCGUGCCCACAGGGCGCCCAGACGAAGGCGGACCUUCGGGCCGGGGCUCGGCCCCCCGUGCCCACAGGGCGCCCAGACGAAGGCGGACCUUCGGGCCGGGGCUCGGCCCCCCGUGCCCACAGGGCGCCCAGACGAAGGCGGACCUUCGGGCCGGGGCUCGGCCCCCCGUGCCCACAGGGCGCCCAGAGGAAGGCGGACCCUCGGGCCAGGGCUCGCCCCCUGUGCGCGCAGGGCGCCCAGACGAAGGCGGACCUUCGGGCCGGGGCUCGCCCCCGUGCCCGCAGGGCGCCCAGACGAAGGCGGACCCUCGGGCCGGGGCUCGGCCCCCGUGCCCGCAGCGCGCCCAGACGAAGGCGGACCCUCGGGUCGGGGCUCGGCCCCCCGUGCGCGCAGGGCGCCCUGCAAGCGACGGAUGGAGACCGCGCAUUCCAUCACAGGCGGCGCGGGCCGAGCACGCCCGCACGGGCGGCUUUAACGUCCAUCACCAAGUGUGCUGA
This is a messenger RNA of Lepus europaeus (European hare), 648 nucleotides long. Its product is annotated as basic salivary proline-rich protein 3-like. The transcript has 2 exons. The record is from RefSeq and is a predicted model, not a curated record. The coding region runs from base 1 to 648 and encodes 215 amino acids. NCBI's taxonomy places the organism in Eukaryota, Metazoa, Chordata, Mammalia, Lagomorpha, Leporidae.